Diaporthe citri is the source of this 966-nucleotide messenger RNA. RefSeq lists its product as uncharacterized. Gene Ontology annotation, cellular component: nucleus; EKC/KEOPS complex; cytosol. NCBI's taxonomy places the organism in Eukaryota, Fungi, Ascomycota, Sordariomycetes, Diaporthales, Diaporthaceae. Gene Ontology annotation, molecular function: protein serine/threonine kinase activity; ATP binding. The record is from RefSeq and is a predicted model, not a curated record. The coding region runs from base 1 to 966 and encodes 321 amino acids. Gene Ontology annotation, biological process: protein phosphorylation. The transcript has a single exon.
AUGACACCCUCGCCAAGUUCUCCCAAUCCAGCUACUGAACCGCAACCCAAACGGCUGAAGGUCACACACCCCGAAAAUCUCCCGCACGCAUCCGACCCCGCGCCCACAAGCUCGACCAAGACCACAACCACAACGGCAGUCCCUCCCGCGCCCACGAUGGCCGGGCAGACCCCGAUCCCGCUCCCGCGCGUGCUCACGCACCGCGCCUCGCAGGCGCCCGAGCUGAUCACGCAGGGCGCCGAGGGCCUGCUGUACAAGACCUUCUACCUGCAGCCGUCGCUGCCCUGCGCGCUCAAGCACCGCCCGCCCAAGCCCUACCGCCACCCCAUCCUCGACGCCCGCCUCACGCGCCAGCGCAUCCUCGCCGAGGCCCGCAUCCUGGCCAAGGCCCGCCGCGAGGGCGUCCCCGUCCCCGCCGUCUACUGCGUCGACGAGGCCCAGGGCUGGAUGAUGAUCGAGUGGGUCGCGGGCCAGCCCGUGCGCGCCCGCGUCAACGCGUGGCUGGGCGACAAGACGGAGGCGGAGGUGCUGCGCCAGGUCGGGGGCGACGGCGACGGCGGCAACGCGGAGCUCGUCGCCCUGGUGAGGAGGGUCGGCGCCUCGGUCGGCGCACUUCACGCCGCCGGGAUCGUCCACGGCGACCUGACGACGAGCAACAUGAUGCUGCGGCCGGCGUCAUCUGCCAGCCGCAAUGGGGGCGAGGACAACGGCGAGGAAGGCUCCAUACUGGCCGGCGAGAUCGUCAUCAUCGACUUUGGCCUCGCGAGCCAGGGCCAGAGCGAGGAGGACCGCGCCGUCGACCUGUACGUGCUCGAGCGCGCGUUCCUGAGCACCCACCCGCGCACCGAGAAAUUGUUCGGUGAGGUGCUGGCCGGCUACGCGCGGGCGUUCAAGGGGUCGAAGCCGGUGCUGAGGAAGCUGGAGGACGUGCGGAUGCGCGGGCGGAAGCGGAGCAUGCUGGGGUGA